CAUCCUCCGAAUGUUUAAAAGCCGCGUGGUAACAAUAACUGACACGCACACACAAACGUAGGAAUAAAAAGACGUAGCAGAGGCAAACGACUUUGUAUUGUCAACAUAAUCUACUAUCAAAAACAUGCUGAUGAAUUCAAGAAUUAAAAUCAUAUAGACGUAUUAUUGGAUUUCACUCGUCAAUUUUUUGUGAAUAUUUAAAACUAUUUAACGAAAAAAGAGAUCAUAAAAAGGAGAUAUUUAUACCAGUGACACUGACUAAAAUAUGCGGACAAAAUCAGAACUUUACUUGCAAAUGGUAUACUUUUCAUGUUGUUUUCUAAUAUGGAUGUUAUUGGUUUGUCCGAUUGGUGUUACAGAAGCGCGCAGUAUAUCAGACGAAGAAUAUUAUCCUUUGUCUCUGGAAAAAAGAAACUCAUGGUGGAGUAAAAAAUCUUUAGAAAACGUCCCCAACUACCAAAAUGAUAUUUCGUUGCAAGUAAAUAACAGAGGAUGUGAAGAGGUUAUUAAUGUAUUCAAAUGUUAUUCCCAAUACUGUGUGCCUGACUUUGUAGCUUGUUCCAGGGAGUCAGACGAUAUCUAUGACAUGUGUAAAGUGGAGCAUGAUUUAUGUGCAUCUAAAUGUUUUGCAUCUGGUUCCGACCAAGUAAAGCGAUGAACAUUUAUUCAAUUUCUAUUUUGACUGUAAUGUAAAAAGGAAAUAAAUAUUGUAUAUUUUUAAAACGCUUACACAUUUUAGUUAUACCAUUUACUCUUAAAGAAACUGAAGGAAAAAUGCACUGCACACUGGAGACAUAUCUUAAAUAUUUAUGCAUUCGGUUUUUCUUUUUUAUUUUGGUGGCAAUGUUUUAUUACUUAAAAUGAUAUGCAGCUUUGGAAAAGUAUUAAUUGAAAAUAUAUUUUAUGAUCUGUU
Messenger RNA from Mytilus californianus (California mussel), 913 nucleotides. RefSeq lists its product as uncharacterized. Lineage: Eukaryota; Metazoa; Mollusca; Bivalvia; Mytilida; Mytilidae. The transcript is spliced from 5 exons. The record is from RefSeq and is a predicted model, not a curated record. The coding region runs from base 266 to 658 and encodes 130 amino acids.